UUUGGAACGAAGAAUCAAACAUUAAAUAAAAAUAGCAAUAGAAAAAAAUAAAUCAAAUCAUGAUCUUUAACCACAUUAUGAUGUUAGAAGCUGUUAUCGUCUUCGCAAUAUUUGUUCAGAACACGUUGAGCGUUCCGAUCCAUAAACAACCGGGGUCGAGUUUGCAAGAAGUUUUCACAAUACAUAAACGGUCAGAUUACACCGUUGAAUUUAAAAUGAAUAGUGAAUCACAUCAAAACUUAAAGGAAAAUAAAACCUUAAACGAAAUUGCCGAUGCUAGUGUGCAGGACUUUAAUAACGAUCUUGUAUGUCCAGAUGAAGUUUCAACAAGAGCAUCCGACCCGGUACACAGAAGGUCAAGUUGUCCCUGGUACUACAAAGUAACACAUGAACCAAGGAGAUGGCCAGUUACCAUUAUUGAGGCAGAAUCACUCUGUCCCUAUGCCAUUGGUUCAAACAAAGGAUUAGAGUGUACUCCGGUGACACAGGCCAUGUCUGUGCUGAUUCAGGACACUCAAAAAGACUCACAGGGGUUGUACGUAUGGAAGCAGAAAACUAUUCAAAUCGCUGUAGGCUUCACAGCAUCUGGUAGACGUAUUGCUGAAAGCCAAACGCCUUCACCUACCACAGCCGAAUCAAAUGAUGAGCCAGUAUGGGCGAAAUAAAUAUUUGACUCGGAAGUUUUCAAAUUUUGACAACAUAUCUGAGACAUUUUCGUCCAAGUUUAUGAACGUGUAAGUUGGGCCAUACUGGCUUCCUGAAAUAGUAUGACAUAUUGUUAGGUUGUUCUGUAGUAUAUUAAGAUUUAUAGAAAGAUGUUCUGAUUUUUUUAAAUGUCAGUUAUUUAUUUGCGUAUUUGUUAUUGCUAGGAAGUUCACGAGUAAUUGUCAGUUAUUUAUUUGCGUAUUUGGUAAUGCUAAAAAGUGUUUGUAUUAUUGUCUGUUGUUAAUUUGAGUAUUUCUAUCGCUCGAAAGAGUAUUUGUGAGUAGUAUGUGUGUGUUGUUAUAAACGAUAUACGUUCAGUAUUUUGACCUGCAAAGGGCAUUCAAGUUGUGUACUCUAACACGUGCAAUACAUAUUUUUCUUAUUUAUGUUUUAAGAAUUGAGCUGCCUUUCUUUUUACAUUUUAUUUAUCAUUUUAUGUGUUAAGUUUGAAAUAAAAAAUAGUUUAAAUUGAAAAUCAUACUUAU
This is a messenger RNA of Ruditapes philippinarum (Manila clam), 1190 nucleotides long. RefSeq lists its product as uncharacterized. Gene Ontology annotation, cellular component: extracellular region. Lineage: Eukaryota; Metazoa; Mollusca; Bivalvia; Venerida; Veneridae. The record is from RefSeq and is a predicted model, not a curated record. Bases 60 to 665 code for a protein of 201 amino acids. The transcript is spliced from 2 exons. Gene Ontology annotation, molecular function: cytokine activity.